AUGAAAGGCAGACGCGGCCACUCCCCAUACUCUGCCGCCAACUCACGGGCGGCUGCCACCAGCGCAACCCUCGUCGGCUCAGAGCGCCAGUCCGUUGCGAAAUCCAUCCAGCACGACGACCCGUCUGCUGCCGACCCCGCGCGCUCGCUGCACUCACCGCGCCCGUCAUGGUACCGCCGACUGAACCCUCUCAACCGGGGCCCCGUGCCCCCGGUCCCCGCCGAACGCACCGUGUGCCCCGAGCACAAGGCCGGCUUCUUCAGUCGCCUCACCUUUUCUUGGUUGACUCCCAUCAUGGCCGCCGGCUAUCGACGUCCGCUGGAAACUAACGACAUCUGGCUCGUCAACCCCGACCGCGGCCUAGCCUCUCUCUCACUCAAGUUCAACGCCGCCUUCACCAACCGCGUGCGCGGCCGCCACAGCGCACCCCUUGCCGCCGCCCUGCACGACACCUUCAAGCGCGAGUUCUGGAUCGGCGGCGCCUGCGUCGUCGUCGCCUCCAUAUGCCAGGUCAUGGUGCCCUUCAUCCUGCGCUAUCUGCUCGACUACGUCGAAAAGGCCUACUAUGCUGCCGAGGACGACGACGGCGAGAUCGACGGUCCGCCUCUGAGCAGAGGCCUCGGCCUGGUCCUGGCUAUCCUGGCCAUGCAGAUGAUGCAGAGCACCGGCACAAACCAUUUCAUGUACCGCGGCUUCAUGGUUGGCGCCCAGUGCCGCGGUGUGCUUGUUGCCGCAAUCUUUGACAAGACACUGACCAUUUCCUCGCGAGCCCGCGCCGGCACCACCCCCGAUCAAACACGGACCAGCGAAGAGGAGAGACAGCGACUCGCCACCGGCUUCUUUGGCGGUGAGAAGGAUCCGUCUACCGGCGGCAUCAAGCUGCCCUCGCACCCCCACACUCCCGCACCCGUGCCCAAGGGUGGUUACAACAACGGACGCAUCAUGAACCUCAUGUCAACCGACACGGCACGCAUCGACAACGCCGCCAACAUGUUCCACCUCGCGUGGACCGCCCCAAUCGCCAUCCUGCUCGCACUCGCCAUCCUGUUGGUCAACCUGACCUACUCAGCCGUGACCGGCUUCAGCUUAGUCCUUUUCGGCAUCCCGGCCCUGAUCCUGGCCGUCAAGUCUCUCAUGUCGCGCCGCGAGCAAAUCAACGUCAUCACCGAUCAGCGCGUGUCGUGGACACAGGAGGUGCUGCGGUCCAUCCGCUUCGUCAAGUACCACGCAUGGGAGCCAGCAUUCCUCGACCGGCUGCGUACCCUGCGCAAGACGGAGACGGCCAUGGUGGCCAAGCUGUUGACCACCAAAAACGCCAUCAACGCCAUCAGUGUCAGCUUGCCCAUCUUCGCCGCCAUGCUGUCGUUCAUCGUCUACAGCGUCACUGGCCACUCACUAAAAGCAGCCCCCGUCUUCUCCAGUUUAGCGUUGUUCAACGCGCUGCGGGUGCCUUUCACACUGCUCCCCAUUGUUAUCAGCCAGUGCGGCGAUGCACGGGAGUCGAUGAAGCGUAUCCAGGACUUCCUCCUAGCCGAGGACCAUCAAGACGGCAUCAUAUGGGACAACAAUGCCGAGUACGGCGUGGAUGUGCGCGACGCUAACUUUACCUGGGAGAAGGCGUCAGGGCUGGAGGACGAGGAGGAGGGGAAGACGGGGAAGAAGGGCAAGAAGGCCGAGAAGCGGCCCCGUUCGGCCGACUCUGCCAACCAGCCGCCGUUUGGCAUGCAAGGCGUCAACCUUUCAGUGGGCCGCGGCGAGCUGUUGGCAAUUAUCGGAUCCGUCGGCUCCGGCAAGACAUCGCUCUUGUCCGCUCUGGCGGGCGAGAUGCGGAAGACGCGUGGGUCGUUCGUCAUGGGCGGCUCUCGUGCCUUCUGCCCACAGGACGCAUGGAUCCAGAACACAACGCUGCGGGACAACAUCUUGUUCGGCAACGAGAUGCGCCCUGAGUGGUACGAGCGCGUAGUGGGUGCCUGUUCUCUCAAAGCGGACAUCGAGCGCAUGCCGGCCGGAGAGGACACGGAGAUUGGCGAGCGCGGCGUCAACGUCAGCGGCGGCCAGCGCCAGCGCAUGAGUCUUGCCCGGGCCAUCUACUCUGACAGCGACAUUGUCAUAAUGGACGACCCACUCUCCGCCGUGGACGCUCACGUCGGCCGCCACAUGUUCGAGCAGGCCAUCUGCGGCCUACUGAAGGGCCGCUGUCGCAUCCUGGCCACCCACCAGCUGCACGUCCUCGAUCGCUGCGACCGCAUUCUCUGGCUCGAAGAGGGCCGCAUCAAGACCAUAGACACGUAUGACAACCUCAUCAAGCAUGAUUCCGACUUCCGUGCCCUUCUCGUGUCCACCAUGUCCGAAAAUGGCGCCGAGAAGUCCAAGUUGCAGCGACAGCCCACGGUCAAAGCGAAGCAGGAACAGCAGAGCCAGACUGAGGAAGGCGGAGACAAGAAAGAGCAGGGCACGCUGACCUCUGAAGAAGAUCGGGCUGAGGGCAGCGUGCCGUGGAGCGUCUACAAAGCCUACAUCCGCGCCUCGGGCUACCUCUUCUUCGGUCUCAUCCCCAUCAUCCUUCUCGUAAUGGCCCAGGGCGCCAACACCUUGACCAGCCUGUGGCUCUCCUGGUGGACUUCAAAACGCUUCGAUAUCUCACGCCGCCAGUACAUAGGCAUCUAUGUGGCGCUGGGUCUCUUGCAAGCGAUGCUCAUCUUCGCUUUCUCGGCCGCCGUCUCGCUGCUGGGAGCGCGAGCCUCUCGCACCAUGCUCGAUCAGGCGACGACCAAAGUCAUUGCCGCUCCACAGUCCUUCCAUGAUGCGCAGCCGCUGGGCCGCCUGGUGAACCGCUUCUCUAAAGACGUCGACGUUAUGGACAACGAGCUGCCGGAUGCACUACGCAUGUUCCUGUAUACGCUCGCCAUCAUCCUCAGCGUCUUCGCCCUGCUAAUCUUCUACUUCCACUGGUUCGCCGUCGCUCUGGGCCCGCUAGCCUUCCUGUUCCUGCUGGCCACGGCUUACUACCGAGCCUCGGGACGCCACAUCAAGCGCCAUGAGGCCGUCCUACGCGGCGUCCUGUUCUCCCGCUUCUCCGAAAGCGUCAGCGGCAUCUCGAGCAUCCGCGCCUAUGCCGCGCAGCCGCGCUUCGCCCAAGUAGUGCGCGACUCAGUGGACAACAUGAACGCAGCGUACUACCUCACCUUUGCCAAUCAGCGGUGGCUGGCGACGCGCGUCGACAUCGUGGCGUCAGCAGUGGUCCUGACGGUCGGGCUGCUGGUGGUGUUGAUGCGCGACGAGGUCGACCCCAGCACAUCCGGCGUCGUCCUCUCCUACGUCCUCUCCAUCGUGCAAAUGAUGCAGCUCCUCGUCCGCCAACUCGCCGAGGUCGAAAACGCAAUGAACUCGACCGAGCGCCUCCACUCCUUCGGCGACGCCGUCACCCCGGAAGAACGAACCAACAACCCCUGCACCUCGCCCUGCUGCGCCGUCACCGAGCCGCCGCCCAGCUGGCCCCACGCCGGCGCCAUCGCCCUCAACUCCGUCUCCAUGCGCUACCGCCCCGACCUCCCCCUCGUCCUCCGCGACCUCACCCUCUCCAUCACCGGCGGCGAGCGCAUCGCCAUCGUCGGCCGCACCGGCGCCGGCAAGUCCUCCAUCACCUCCGCCCUCUUCCGGCUCGUCUCCCCCCUCGCCGCGGGCACCAUCACCAUCGACGGCCUCGACAUCUCGCGCGUGCCCCUCCGCACCCUCCGCUCCCGCCUCGGCAUCAUCCCGCAGGACCCCACCCUCUUCGCCGGCACCGUCCGCUCCAACCUCGACCCCUUCCUCCAGCACCCCGACCUCGCCCUCUGGCGCGCCCUCGGCCAGGCGGGCCUGCAAUCCACAAACGUGCGCCUCGACGACCCCGUCGAGGAGGAGGGCGCCAACUUCAGCGCCGGCCAGCGCCAGAUGCUCGCGCUGGCUCGCGCCCUCGUCCGCGACGCCCGCAUCGUCGUGUGCGACGAGGCCACCAGCUCCGUCGACCUCGAGACCGACCGCCGCAUCCAGGCCGCCAUGGCCGACGCCUUCCGCGGCAAGACCGUCGUCACCAUCGCCCAUCGCCUGCGCACCGUCCUCGGCUUCGACCGCGUCGUCGUCAUGGAUAGGGGGUCCAUUGCCGAGGUCGGCCCGCCGGUGGAGUUGUGGCGGCGCGGUGGCAUCUUCAGGGGUAUGUGCGACAAGAGUGGGAUUGAGAAGUCGGAUUUCGAGUGGGCGAGGGAGGAGAUGGCGAGGGGGAUGGCGGCGGGCGCCGGGGAUGAGGCUGCAGAGGCGCGGGCGGAUGAUGGGGUGGUGAGGCGGCCGCCGAGGGCGAGGGGGAGGGAUGAGAGGGUCAGGUGGAGUAGGCAGUUGACCAUGGGGGAGGCCGGGGGGCAGACGGCGAACUUGCAUGAGCUGUUGGAUGGCGUGUUUAGGACGGGGUGGCGCAUUUGA
This is a messenger RNA of Diplodia corticola, 4455 nucleotides long. Its product is annotated as abc transporter family protein. Gene Ontology annotation, cellular component: membrane. The record is from RefSeq and is a predicted model, not a curated record. Gene Ontology annotation, biological process: transmembrane transport. The transcript has a single exon. NCBI's taxonomy places the organism in Eukaryota, Fungi, Ascomycota, Dothideomycetes, Botryosphaeriales, Botryosphaeriaceae. Bases 1 to 4455 code for a protein of 1484 amino acids. Gene Ontology annotation, molecular function: ABC-type transporter activity; ATP hydrolysis activity; ATP binding.